CACACUUGUCCCGCCACCGCCGCCACCGUCUCCGCCUCCCCCUCCUCCUCUUCCUCCGCCACCACCGCACCGCCGCCGCCGCCGCCGCCGCCCCGCCGCCGCCGCGCCCUCCGGAUCCCCCUCUCCCACCCCACCUUCCUCAUCUGGUCCUCCAACACCGGCGUCGGCAAGACGCUCGUCUCCACCGGCCUCGCCUUCGCCUCCCUCUUCUCCCCCGCCGCCCCGGCGGCGGCGGCGCCGUCCAGGUUCCUCUACCUGAAGCCCGUCCAGACCGGCUUCCCCGCCGACUCCGACUCGCUCUUCCUCUUCAACAAGCUCGCCUCCCUCUCCCUCCUCCACCGGCCCCGCUUCCCCGUCCUCGCCUCGCACCGCGUCCUCAUGGCCUCCCCCUCCGCCGCCUCCGCCGCCGCCGCCGGUGUCUCCCUCGCCGAGGCGCCUCAGGGCGGGGGCGGUUCGGGCCUCGGGAUGGUCGAUUUGGGGGUUUGCGAGGAGAGGAGGUGGGAGGGCGAGAGAAGCGGGGAUUUGGAUGGGGAUGGGGCGGUGUCGGAGCUGGUGAGCGAGACGGUCUUUGCUUGGAAGGAGGCGGUCUCGCCGCAUUUGGCGGCGGAGAGAGAGAGCGGCGCGGUGGAGGACGGCGCGGUGGUGGAGAUGGUGGAGAGAGGGUUGAGAGCCGGGCUGAGAGAUGGAAAGGAGGAGACGCUUUGUGUGGUCGAGACUGCCGGUGGAGUCGCGAGCCCCGGACCUUCCGGCUCCCUUCAGUGUGACUUGUACAGGCCUUUCAGAUUACCUGCUGUUCUUGUUGGAGAUGGGCGACUAGGUGGAAUAUCGGCAACAAUUUCAGCUUAUGAAAGCUUAAGGAUUCGAGGAUAUGAUGUGGUUGCUGUUGUAUUUGAAGAUCACGGGCUUCUAAAUGAGGAGCCACUGAUGGCCUAUUUUCGGAAUAGGAUACCAGUGCUUGUGCUGCCACAUGUUCCAGAAGAUCUCUCAAAUGACCUGAUGGAAUGGUUCUCCGAUUCUCGAAGCAUAUUUGAUAUGUUGAAGAACAUAAUGAAGUCAUCUUAUCUGGAACGAAUGCAGACAUUGCUUGAUAUGCCUAAGAAGGCAAGAGAUAUUUUCUGGUGGCCUUUCACUCAGCAUAAAAUUGUAUCAGAAGAUGACAUUACCGUGAUUGAUUCACGGUAUGGUGAAAACUUUGCAGUUUUCAAGGAUCAAGAUGAUAAAUCUUUGAACCAAACAUUUGAUGCCUGCGCAAGCUGGUGGACCCAAGGACCUAAUGCUUCUUUACAGACUGAGCUUGCAAGGGACAUGGGUUAUGCUGCUGCAAGAUUUGGGCAUGUGAUGUUCCCAGAAAAUGUUUAUGAGCCAGCCUUAGAAUGUGCGGAGCUUUUGUUGGGUGGUGUUGGAGAAGGUUGGGCUUCUCGAGUAUAUUUCUCAGAUAAUGGAUCUACUGCUAUUGAGAUUGCUCUCAAGAUGGCUUUCCGUAAGUUUUGUGUUGAUAUAGGACUUGUUUCAGAAACUUCAAUUGGCGAUGCUUCUGAAAAACAGCCAGAGCUUUUGGUUCUGGCUCUCAAGGGUUCUUAUCAUGGAGAUACUCUAGGUGCUAUGGAAGCACAAUCGCCAUCAUGCUAUACUGGCUUUAUUCAGCAACCAUGGUACACUGGGAGAGGUCUUUUUCUGGAUCCUCCUACAGUUUUUUUGCACAGAAGUGUUUGGAAGCUUUCCUUGCCAGCGAUGAUACAUAAUAAAAGUUUUGCAUAUGACAAAAUGAUGUUCAGUUCUCGUGAUGAAAUUUUCUGCAAGAGCAGGGAUGAAUCGGAUCUUUCUGGUAUAUACUCAUUAUACAUAUCUCAACAUCUAUCAGGAUCAAUGGGAUCUAAGUACAUCGGGGCACUUAUUAUAGAACCAGUCAUACAAGGAGCUGGAGGAAUGCUCAUGGUUGAUCCACUUUUUCAGCGUGUACUUGUUAAUGAGUGCCGAAGGCGAAAGAUUCCAGUAAUAUUUGAUGAAGUCUUCACUGGUUUCUGGCGUUUGGGAACAGAGUCUGCUGCAGAGCUGCUUGGAUGUGUGCCAGAUAUAGCGUGCUUUGCGAAACUGAUGACUGGUGGGAUGAUACCCUUAGCUGUCACAUUGGCGACAAAUGCCGUGUUUACUGCUUUUCUUGGUGACUCGAAGCUCAAGGCGCUUUUGCAUGGACAUUCAUACACUGCACAUGCUACGGGGUGCACAGCAGCCACUAAAUCGAUCAAGUGGUUCAAAGAUUCUCAGAUGAACCCCAAUGUCAUUCCUCAAGGAAAGAUGCUUAAAGAGUUGUGGGAUUUCGAGUUAGUCACGCAAAUCUCGUCUCACCCAGCAGUCGAAAGAGUUAUUUCCUUAGGAACUCUCUUUGCCCUGGAACUCCAAACUGAAGGCUCUGAUGCUGGGUAUGCUUCAAUGUAUGCGAGGGCUCUUCUUCAGAUGCUGCGCGAGGACGGCGUUUACAUGAGGCCCCUGGGCAACGUCAUCUAUCUCAUGUGCGGUCCCUGCACUCCUCCUGAGAUUUGUUAUCAGCUACUAGUCAAACUUCAGAGAAACCUGGAAGAAUUCUACCGGGUACAUGCGAGAGUAGAAACGAGCGCUAUCGUGGGCGCGAAGUAAAUCCUCUUCGCCCGAUCCGCAUUUGCUCCUCGGCACGAACUUUCGACAUCCCAAUUUGUCAUUGGGUGCCUAGUGGAGUAGCCUAGUCCGACGAAGCAGCCGAACACUUUCCCGUUUCAGCAAAUCGACUCAGCUCGAGAUAAAUCUGUAAUAUCCCGAGUUUCGCCAUUUGGAAAUCACUCGGUCACGCUGUCACGUGAAUUUCCUGUCGCGUAUGGAAUAUAAUUUCCGGCUAGCUUAAUUAUUAGAACUGUAA
Eucalyptus grandis is the source of this 2890-nucleotide messenger RNA. RefSeq names its product bifunctional dethiobiotin synthetase/7,8-diamino-pelargonic acid aminotransferase, mitochondrial. Lineage: Eukaryota; Viridiplantae; Streptophyta; Magnoliopsida; Myrtales; Myrtaceae. The transcript is spliced from 14 exons. Gene Ontology annotation, molecular function: dethiobiotin synthase activity; S-adenosyl-L-methionine:8-amino-7-oxononanoate transaminase activity; pyridoxal phosphate binding. The record is from RefSeq and is a predicted model, not a curated record. Gene Ontology annotation, cellular component: mitochondrion. The annotation marks the transcript as partial. Gene Ontology annotation, biological process: biotin biosynthetic process.